CGAAUUCCACCGCGCAUUUUUAUCACUCUACCACCAAUACAUUAACAAGUCAUGGGUAUCGGCUCCACCAUUAAGAACGCGCUUACAGACCGCUCGGACUCUACGCAUAGCUCCAGUAACGAUGUUGCUCCGAUGAACAAGACCCAUCGCCACACCGCUUCCACCGACAGCGGCUACACCAGCAACGGCGUCACCGAUUCUUCCAGCGUCCCCACGGACAAGACCGCCGGCCGCGACACCGCUGCUCCUGGUGCAACCAACGCUACCACUACUUCUACCACUCCUCGCACGGGCGGCACCGCACACACGGCCCCUCGCGGUCGUGAUGCUGAGGCUGCUAGAGCCGGCGUCGGCGCUGCCGCUGGCGACCGUGACAACGACCAUGGAGCUAACAUGGCCACUAGCGGCGUCGGGCGCCAGCUUCGUGAAAACGUUGGUGGAACUGGCCCCACUGGCAGUGGUCGUGCUACCGAGGACGGUUACGAGCCUGUCACCCACAUUGGCGGACAACGCCCGGGCGACCUUACCGACCCGCACAGGCACGGACACCCCAAGGGCGCCACCGGCGAGAUUAAGCCAACCGGUCAAGGCAAGAUCUCUGAGGACACCAACCAGCUCAAACAUGUUAUCCACGAUAACGUCCGCCACAUCGAGACCGAGGAGGUACUUCGUGAGAAGGACCAACACCGUCACGUCCACCACGUCCAACACCACGUCCAGCCCAUCCACCACGUCGAAGAACGCCCCGAAGUGCACCACGAACAAAUCCAUCCCGUGACUCACGUCCACGAGAAGCACGCCAGCAAGACUGAAGACGCUCAGUUCCUCAAGGCCCAAGUCGGGCAACACAAGGAUACCAUUCAGCACGGCGCCAAAGAGAGGCAAGUCGUCGACAUGGGUACUCAUGUCAAUGAGCACACCCACCACCACCUCCACCACGUCAUUCAGCCCGUCAUCGAGAGAGAGACGAUCGACAAGCACCGCAUUCACACCGUUAUCCCCACUCGCGAAGAGACCCACGAGGCGCCCAUCAUUCACGAGUCCACCAUUCAUGCUCCUCUCUCCAUGAACGAAUUCCUUCACGGUGGCCGCAAGCUCGACAGUGGCGUCGCUCACAACGAAAUUGGCAGCAAGCUCCUCCACGGUGGUGAAUGCUCCCGCGACGUCGACGGCGUUGGUGAGCGCCUUGCUGAGCAGCUCCACCUCUCUCCCGCCCAGCCUCACGACCUUGAGCACGUCUCUACCGCCGACCGCACCACUCGCACCGGCUCUACCUCCGCCACCGGCAAACAGGCGAGUGCCAUCUGA
Messenger RNA from Stereum hirsutum FP-91666 SS1, 1308 nucleotides. RefSeq lists its product as uncharacterized. Lineage: Eukaryota; Fungi; Basidiomycota; Agaricomycetes; Russulales; Stereaceae. The transcript has 7 exons. The record is from RefSeq and is a predicted model, not a curated record. The coding region runs from base 52 to 1308 and encodes 418 amino acids.